Procambarus clarkii (red swamp crayfish) is the source of this 2035-nucleotide messenger RNA. RefSeq names its product putative GTP-binding protein 6. The record is from RefSeq and is a predicted model, not a curated record. Gene Ontology annotation, molecular function: GTP binding; ribosome binding. Gene Ontology annotation, cellular component: cytoplasm. NCBI's taxonomy places the organism in Eukaryota, Metazoa, Arthropoda, Malacostraca, Decapoda, Cambaridae.
GAAGACUAAAAGAAAGAAAUUGUAUUUGGACUUUUUUAUAUGAAAUUCAGUGUACUGUUCUGUAUAUUAUAUUGCAUAAAUUAUACACAAGAAAGGUAAAAUACCAAUAUUUACCAAAAUUGCCAUAAUAUGACAGUGGUGCAAUUAUACAGUCAAUACUCUUCAUUAUAGUGAACAUUUCAGCAUUUACUUAUCAUAAUGGCUUAUUAUGGUAUUUUGAGAGCAGGAAUCUCUGCACAGAAAACUCUAUUAAUUAGAUCAUCUAUUUCUUUGUUAAACUUGUAUCAAAUUAGAAGGAAUUAUUCAUGUUCUUCAUUGUUUGGAACUUCUCUUAUUUUCAAAAGAACAAAUGAUAAAUUUUAUGAGUUAUGCUCAACAAGAGACGUUACAAGUCCUGCGUGUCUGAGAAUAAUUAACCCCAACAACUUAACAUGGAAAGUCUCAUUUACUACAGCAACUGUGAAUUUGAGAUCGAAGAAAAAUAAAGAAAUAAACCCGCCCGUUGACAGCGAGGAGGAAAUAACGGAUGAUAAUCUUUUAGAAGACCCAGAUUUUGAAGUUCUUAGGAGUGAGGUGGAUAUCUUGGAAUUUAUUGGGUCUCAGUUAGCAUCCAGAACAGAGCUGGGUGUGAUGGUUCUUCAGCCAUGGGUCAAGUGGGGGUAUCAUAAGAGAGGGAACACUACAGCACAGUUAAUGUUGGAUGAAGCAGUUGCUCUGGUCUCUACAUUACCAGGCGUCCAUGUUGUGGAUAAGGAGGUUGUGCCACUAAGAGACUUAAAAGGAAAGAAAAUCUUUGGCUCUGGGACAAUGGACAGACUCGUUUCCAAAGCACGCUCCCUCAACAUAGUUUCCUGUGUGUUCAUUAGUGUCAACAUGAUGAAGAAGUCACAAGUAAUAGAACUUGAAGAAAUAUUUGGCUUAAAGGUUUUGGAUCGUUAUUCUGUAGUGCUGGGUAUAUUUCGACAUCAUGCUCGCACAAAAGAAGCUAAAUUACAAGUGGCUUUAGCAGAAUUGCCAUACAUCAGAAAGAGCAUAACAGGGGAAACUGACCGCAUGAUGGUAAUGGAGAGAGAGAAGAAAUUGAAGAAUGCUCUCGCCAAGUUAGCUGGAAUUCGGGCAAUGGUUAGAAAAAGCAGAAAAAAAUCAAGCCUGGCCUCAGUUGCAGUUGUUGGUUACACUAAUGCUGGUAAAACCACCUUAAUUCACUCUCUCACUGGGGAUAACCGAGCUCAAGGCAAAAACCAUCUGUUUGCUACACUAGAUGUGACGGCUCAUGGUGGCAGACUACCAUGUGGUAUUGAAGUGAUCUUCAUAGAUACUGUGGGCUUUAUUCAAGAUAUUCCAACAAGUCUAGUGGCAUCCUUUACUGCAACAUUAGAGGAUGCUGUGUAUGCAGAUGUUGUUGUGCACAUCCGUGAUGCAAAUCAUCCGGAUUAUGAAUCGCAAGGAGCCACAGUUGUCCGGACACUUUCCUCUCUCCCUCUCCCAGAGAAGACUCCUAUUAUUACAGUAGCUAACAAAAUUGAUUUAGGAAUGGUAAAGCCUAAAGAUGAAUUGGGAGAUGUGCAUUUAGUCUCUUCAGUUACUGGCCAGGGAUUGGAAGAACUUAUGAAAUCUAUCCAGAAAGAAGUUUUGAGAGUUACUGGUCGACGUUUAUGGAAGUUCACUCUUCCAACGGGCUCUUCCCAAAUACAAUGGCUGAGAAGUGCUACUGGCUUGGCUUACGAGGAAAUAGAUCCAAAUAAUUCCCAGAAAACCAAUGUUAUUGCUGUUUUGACUGACCAAGAACUUUCUGCAUAUGAAAGAAAUUUCAAAGAGUAACAGUUUGAAGUUGUUGUCUGUGCACAUUUAUUUUAUUUACAACAUAAGAUGUGAACAGAGGUUUUUGGUUCAUAUUUUUUAUUUGAAUAUUUCAUAUUUAAAAUUUUGAGCCUUAAGAUUAAAUUUACCAAAUGAAUUGUGGUAAGUAAUUCAGGAAAGUACUACAUUGAUCCAUAAAUAUUUUAAUUGUUAAUUUUGUUUUAUGUCAACAUAA